ACAUAGGAAUUCCCAAUUGAAGAAAGUCAGCAUAGGCAACCUGACAAAACUCAAAUAACCUCCCAUCACCCCAAACCAUACAUACAUACAUCAUAAACAAAACCACCUAUACAUACAUAUACAUACACCUAUACAUACAGAUAAUUCAAGCUCAACCGCCAUGGAAUUCAAUCAAUUCGAUCACAACAGGUACGUUUCUCAUCCUCCUCAUCACCACCGCGACGCUCACCGUCACCACCUCCCGCCGCCGCCGCCGUUUCAUUUGCCUCCUCCGCCGCCGCCGUUGUAUCCUUCUCUGCCGCCGCCUCCGCCGCCUCCACCGCCUCCGCGUCAUUCGGAUUUCACUUUUGUGAACUCGUCGCCUAGGGUUUCGUCGGGUCGGCUGCCCGAGCCGUACCCGGUGACUCGGCCCGAUUUGGCGAGGGGUUCGGGUGGUUAUAAUUGUGAGUCUGAUUAUAAUUCUGGUGGAUAUGAAUCUAUUGAUGGGUAUAGAGAUGGUAAUUGUAAUGUUAAUGUUAAUCGAAAUCGGAGUCAAAGUCAACGGAGUUUAUGGAAUGGUAAAAAUGAUGAUGUGGUUAAUUAUGAAGGUUAUGGUUACAGCGAGUCUCGUAAUUCGGGUUUUCGUGUAGAUAAUAGGGAGAAUUCGAAUUACGAGUCUCGGUAUGUGAAUGUGUUGAGAAAUGAGAGGUUAUUGGAUGAAAGAAGUAAAAAUUGGAGGUCUGUGGAUAUGGAACGUAAUCGUAAUGAUAUUGACUUGGUUAGGUGUGUGAAGGAGCGUGAGAGGGAGAGGGAGAGGGAGCGAGAGCGGGAGAGGAUUAGUUUUAGGGAGAGGGAAGAGGAGGAGAAUUUUUGCACUCCGCAGAAAAAGAGUGUUUUGCUGAGGAUAGGCAAACCGAAUGAGGUGAGGAAUAGUCGGAGUUAUGAAAAGAAUUUGAGUGGUUCGAGGGGUAAGGAUAAAGCUAAAGCUAAAGAGAAAGAGAGAGACCGUGUUGUGUUUCCUAAGUUUAGGUUAGAGGACGAGAGAGAACGUAGUCCGGUUGAUCUUGAUGUUUCUUUUAGGUCUAACGGAUUAGUAGCUAAGACUAUAGUGACAGAAAAUGGGAGCCCGGGUAAGCGUUAUACACCCAGAAGUAGGAAGGGGAGGAGAAAAAAUGCAUUCUAUUCACCUCUAACAAAAGUUGUCGAGCCUUCUGUUUGGUUAGGUGGUUCAUCACAUUUAAGAGACAGUCCAUCUUCAUGUGAGAAGACCCCCAUGAAAGUUGAAAAUAAUACAGAUUCUGGUACUGUCCGCAUGGUUAGAAGUUCAGCUGACACUAGUUCAGGAGAGACACCGGAAAAAGUGGAAUAUGGUUUGGUUUCUGGUGGUGCAAGUGAAACAAAAAGUGCGGGUAGUAGGGAAAUGAAGAGAUGUGUACAGGAUACAGUUUCAGAUAGGAGUCCAAAAAGGAGUGGCUUUUGUGAAUCUCCAUCAUACAGGACUAGGAAAAAGAAGAAAGUUGCUUCUGUUAUUUUACAUGCAUCAGAUUUAGAGUUGAAGAAAGAGAGUGAGGAUGUCACUUUAAAUGAUUCAACGCACAUACCCCAUUCACCCAUCCAGGGUUUAAUGCAUAUGGAUAAAAAAAUCAGUUCUGUUUUUAUUAAAAAUGAUGAUAUUGUCUCAUUACCUUCUCCAGUUGGGCUGGAUGUCAACAAUUUGGAUGCAGUUCCCCAAACUAUUGCCUCAGAUAUGAACAAUGUUACAGAUUAUUCUGGGAGGUCAACUUUACCUAAUUCAACCACAAACAGUUCAUUACAUCUUUUGGAUCCACUUCUCCCUCAGGAAAGUGAACUUGAGAAGGAUACCAGCAUAGCUAAAAUGUAUGUUUCAGUUCUGGACAAUGUUGGUACAGAAUCUGAAAAUGACUUUACUCUUUCUGGCAUUUCUAGGGAGAACGAUGAUACUAAAGAGCCUCCUAAGAGUGGAAACUGUCCAUCGCUGGAGGAUGGGUUAUGUAACAGGUCUUCAGAGGGUAUCAUGGUUUCAUCUAUUGAUUUUGGUUUUAGAAGCACUACAGUUUCCAAUAUUGACUUGAUAGAUGCAGGCGCGAAGCAAUCUGCAGCAAUUGAGAAUAGUAAUCUGCUACAAGCUGACAUUGAGGAAGCAUGCCUGGAUGCUGCUAAUAUUAAUAUUGAGUUGUCCAAGGCAGAUGCAGACAAAGUUAAUGAUGGCACAGUAAAUGAACACAGCUUCAAUUGUAGUCCUAGUUCCCCUUCAAGUUCCAAUUUUGCUAUCACCAUCGGAGGGGAGAACAUUGUUUCAUGUCCUGUCGAUGAUACGGGCAACCAGAUAUCUCACACUGAGACCACUAUACAUGUGAAUACGUUAGUCGGAGAUUGUCUGAAGGCUGAGGUUCCCACAGUAGGAAAUGUGGAAGUUUGUUCUGGAAUGGACUAUACUUCUAACGGGAUGAAGAGAAAAAGGUUCACCAGACAAAAUCAAUCAUAUUUGUCUAGUACAAAGACGUGUGACAAACAGGUGAAGGUAGUUACCCAAUCACUUGAUGAAGACAAUGUAAUAAGUUGCUCUGUAAAGGACGGUUCUGGUGCUGAAAAUUUACAUGCUGCCCAUCAAAAUGUGAAAGACAGGGGCAUCAGUGCCCAAGGGAGUGUACCAAAUGAAAUAUUCCUUGAGGUCGGGAUAGUAAGAACUGGAACUGAUGUUGAUCUAGAAGGAGCUUCUCCUAUCAAGAAAAUAAAAGUUCUACAUAAUGAUGAAAAAAUUGUGUCUGGAGAUGGAGAUGGUGCUGCACUGACACCCAACAAAUCUUUGAAUAACUUGGAAGAAGAAAGGAAAGAAUUGGUACAUGAUAAAUUUAUUAACACCAAUGAUGCAUCGAUUCCAUCUCAAGAUACCAAUACCACAAUUGAAGCUUUGAAGCCCAUUAAGGGGGAUUUGGCACUGACAAGAAAGAAACCGACUUCAGCAGUCCCUAGGGUUUUCACAAGUCCAUUGUCUUUACAUUUAAGCAACUCAAAGAGGGCGACCCCUUCAAACCACAAUGCAAAGUCCCUAUCGUGGCAUCGACCUGCCACAGUGAUUGCAUCUGCGCCAGCGAGCAAGACCUUUUCACCCCCCGUUUCCGCAUCAAAAAAAUCACCAAGAAAAGCUGGGAAAGUUCAGGGAUCUUCUUAUAUUCGUAAAGGUAAUAGUCUUGUAAGAAAACCUAGUACAGUCUCAGCAAUUCCUUACAGUUCCUACGCCUCUACUGUGUAUCGUUUGAAUUCAUCUGGUAAAGAUGACAUACGGAAGAGUUCAGGGUCUGGAAAUAAGAUUGGCACUAAUGGUUCAGCUAGUUGGUUGAGAACAAGGGACGGAGAUGAAAACCAUAAGAGUUCAAGGUCCGAAAGCAUAGGGGUUAUUGCCGGUUCAGCAAGUCAAUUGAUAACUGGAGGCCUUUCUGAGGGGCCUAAAACACUACCACUGCCUCAAAUUAACAAAUCAAAAGAGAGCACUGGAGGCUUGGUUGCUACUUCUGAGGGGCCUAAAACACCACCACUGCCUCAAAUAAACAGAUCAAAAGACAGCAUAGCUAUCCAUGCAGGAGAUUGUACACCUUCGCUGCUGGGAAAUAUCCCAUCGGAUAGUUCUGAAGCCUCUUCGACUCCUCUACAACAAACCUCAAAUGUUGACAUAACAAAUAUCUUGGAGGAUGACCCAAAGCUUUCUGGAACAUCUGAAUAUCGUGCUGGCGUGGAAAGUAAUUUCGGAAACGAAAUGUUACUAGAUAAAGGGAAAGCAGGGGGGAAAAUUACAUAUGUAAAACGAAAAUCGAAUCAGUUGAUUGCUACUAGAAAUGUUAACGAGAUGUCUAAUCAGGCUGCAGAUAAGAUACAAGUCUUACCAUCUGAUAGCUAUUAUAAAAGGAGACGUAACCAACUAAUCAGAGCUUCAACCGACAAUCAAGCUAUGCCAAGAGAAGUUCCCCAUAGCAACGCAAAGGGGAGAACAGGUGGAAGUUUGAGCAAGCAACACUUUAAUAAAGUGUGGAGAUUAGGUAAUACACAUUCAUUAAAAAAAGUUGGUAGUUUGCUGCGCCAGAAGCCAGGCUUGUUCCCAUGGAAGAGAGCAGUGUGUUGGCAAAAUUCAAUGCACAAUCCACCUUAUACAUCCACCAACAAUUCUUUAUCUUUAAUCAGUCGAAAACUCCUGUUCUCAAGAAAGAGAGACACUAUUUACACUAGGUCAAGACGUGGGUUUUCACUUAGGAUGUCAAAGUUAUUGAGUGUUGGUGGGUCCAGCCUGAAGUGGUCGAAGUCGAUUGAGAAAAACUCAAAAAGAGCUAAUGAGGAAGCUACACUGGCAGUUGCAGCAGUGCAGAAGAAGAAGAGAGAUCAGAAGAAUGCUCCUUGUGUUGUUACGGGGACAAAGAGCAGGGGUAAUUUUUCCCGUAAGUUGAUUCAUAGUAUGAAGCUUCACCAGGGAGAGAGAAUAUUUAGGAUUGGCUCUGUUCGUUAUAAAAUGGAUCCUACAAGAAGAACUCUUCAAAGAAUUUCAGACGUGGAGCCAUCAUGCUCGCCCACUUCUAACUCUGAAAAUAAUGUUAAGAAGUCUUAUGUCCCUCGAAGAUUAGUAAUUGGCAAUGAUGAAUAUGUGCGUAUUGGAAAUGGUAACCAACUGAUAAGGGAUCCAAAGAAACGAACUCGAGCCUUGGCAAGUGAGAAAGUUCGUUGGAGUUUGCAUACUGCUAGAUUGAGACUGGCAAGAAAGAGCAAAUAUUGUCAGUUUUUUACUAGGUUUGGGAAAUGUAACAAGGAUGAUGGAAAAUGUCCAUAUAUCCACGACCACUCUAAAAUUGCAGUCUGCACAAAAUAUUUAAGUGGAUCAUGCACCAGUGUCAACUGCAAAUUGACCCAUAAGGUCAUACCUGAAAGGAUGCAGGAUUGUUCUUAUUAUCAGCAGGGUUUAUGUUCCAACCGCUCUUGUCCUUACAGACACGUCAAUGUAAAUGCAAACGCUUCUAUUUGUGAAGGUUUUCUGAAGGGAUAUUGUGAUGAUGGCAAUGAGUGUCGAAAGAAGCACACCUAUGUUUGCCCCAAAUAUGAAGAAACAGGAAUCUGCCCCCAAGGUUCACAAUGCAAGCUUCAUCAUCCUAAAAAACGAAGCAAGGGAAUUAAAAGGAAAUCGUCGAGGGGACAAAAGAAUGCCAAUGGCAGGUAUUUUGGCUCUAGAUCUGUGGAAACAACAGCAGUUUCGGAAAAGCUUCAUUUAAAGAAUAGUGAUGAUAUCUUUAACCUAGAAGGAAAGUUCACUGAUUACAUUAGCUUAGAUAUUAGUGAUGAGGAAGCUGGAGAGACUGUUGACCCUAUGAUGGAGGAAAUAACUGUUUGCGCAUCAGAUGUAGAAGCUACUGAUCUCAAUGAGCAGAUCAAACCCAUCUGUCUUGUACAACCUUCCCACCACAGAACCUUCUCCGAUCAUUGAUAGCUUAGGUGAGAGUUAGAUUAGUCUUUUGUGAGUUGAGAAGUUUAGGUAAAUACAUGUCUGUCUGUUGCAGAUCUUUCUGUUGUGUUUCAGGCGCUUUUCUUUAUGUUGUAGGUCAAUCUAACAGAAAGAAUACAAAGUGUACAAUGAAACGUUUUGUACAAAAUCAAUGUACAUUAGGUUUCACAAGUAUUGUUUACUUGUGAUAUAUAAACCUGUUCUACAAAUCAAAAUUUAGGCACUUUUUAGGACA
This is a messenger RNA of Daucus carota subsp. sativus, 5714 nucleotides long. RefSeq lists its product as uncharacterized. Bases 161 to 5461 code for a protein of 1766 amino acids. NCBI's taxonomy places the organism in Eukaryota, Viridiplantae, Streptophyta, Magnoliopsida, Apiales, Apiaceae. Gene Ontology annotation, cellular component: nucleus. The transcript has 10 exons. The record is from RefSeq and is a predicted model, not a curated record. Gene Ontology annotation, molecular function: metal ion binding.